AUGGUGUCAGUGUUAGUCGACUCCCGUCUGCUUGUUGACCAAUGCGAUGAAUUAAAUCGUCUUGUUCUAUCAAUAAAGCAAAAUAUCGAUGGUGCUCUUGGUCAGUAUACAAAUGAAAUUUCAGAAUGGUUAGAAUUAAAGAAAGAUUUAUUAGCGUCAACAAGUAUCAAAGAUUUGGUUAGCUUAAACGUGGGUGGUAAAAUAUUUCGGACAAGUAUUGAAACAUUAAAAAAAGAAAAAGAUACGUUUUUUACUGAUCUACUUUCACGUGAGUGGCAAUUGGAGACAGAUAAUCAUGGUCGUAUAUGUAUUGAUCGUAAUGGUGAGCUAUUUGCUGAACUACUUGAUUAUUUGCGUACAGGACAUGUUAUUGUCCCAGAUGAACGUCUUUGCCGACGUUUGCUUCAUGAAGCACAGUUUUAUCAUUUCAACACGUUGUCUAAAUUACUAAGUCAAAUCGUUUGUAAAGCGGAACAUUUCUUCGUUGGUUCAACGCUGUUGUCUGAUAGUCAAAAAGAGAAACUUAAUGAAUUCUACGGUAUAAAUGAUCAAUAUUGGAAACUCAUCUAUAAGGGAUCAAAAGACGGUUUUGAUGUAUCAGUAUUUCAUGGUUGCUGUGACAAUAAAGGUCCCACAAUGACUGUGAUCCAGUCAAUCGAUGGUUAUCUUUUCGGUGGAUUUACAAGUGUAUCAUGGGCAUCGGCUCUCGGUUCACAUAAAAAUGAUUCAAAAGCGUUUUUGUUUUCACUCACAAGCCCAAAAUCUAUAGGAGAAACAAAAUUUGUUUGUAAAGAUCCACUAGGUACAAAUGCGAUAUUUCAUUCAUUUUCUUGUGGUCCAACAUUUGGUACCGGUCAUGACUUGAUCAUUUCAAAUAAUAGCAAUACGAAUAGAGAUAACUACUGUAAUUUUCCUCACACUUAUCUUGAUCAUCUUGGCCAUGGUACUACGACAUUUACCGGCUUAAAACAUUUUCAAACGUUAGAGAUCGAAGUUUUUAAGUUAGCGUGA
This is a messenger RNA of Didymodactylos carnosus, 1011 nucleotides long. Lineage: Eukaryota; Metazoa; Rotifera; Eurotatoria; Philodinida; Philodinidae. The record is from the annotation of a GenBank genome assembly.